CCAGUUUGAUGCUAGCCUGCCUAUCCAUGGGGCGAUCGCCGUGCUGCGACAAGGCGGCGGUGAAGCGCGGUCCCUGGUCGGAGGAGGAGGACGCGCGGCUGCGGUCCUACAUCGAGCAGCACGGCGGCGCCGUCGCCGGCGGCUGGAUGGCGCUGCCGCGCAAGGCCGGGCUGCGGCGCUGCGGCAAGAGCUGCCGCCUGCGGUGGCUCAACUACCUCCGCCCGGGCGUCCGCCACGGCGGCUUCUCCCCGGAGGAGGACCGCGCCAUCUGCGCGCUCUACGCCGCCGUCGGCAGCAGGUGGUCCCUCAUCGCCGCCUACCUGCCGGGCAGGACCGACAACGCCGUCAAGAACUACUGGAACACGCGCCUCAAGAAGAAGCUGCUCUCAUUCUCAUUCGAAGGCGAGCCGUGCAACGCCGUCGGCCGGAAUGCGGCACCUCCAGUAGCGUCUCCUAUGGCGCCUUGGACUGCCCUGCCAUAUACAUGUUACGGCGGCGGCGGUGGCGUUGAUCAGAUGCGCGUCGUUGGUGCCGGAGGCGGCACAACAGACAACGUGAUCGCCAGCACGAAUAGCGCCGCCGUCGUGAGCCAACCGGCAGAUGCAAGCUACUCGAGUGAACCAAUGGCGGCGGCGACAGAGCUCGACGAGAUCUUCCGGUCCAUGGGCACUACCGGCGGCGAGCACUCUGAUCUGUCUCAGAGCAGCACGGAGACUGAGACGAGUUGGUAUCAAUACUGUCAGCAUGCUGGUGAAAGCGUGCUACAGCAGCAUCUAGAAAUGCCGUACUUGUACUGGUGAUCCAUGUAAGCGAAAUAAGCGUAUUUGGAGGCUUUUGGAACGAACGAAUGAGGAGGUUUUUGUUGUUGUGUUCUUCUGGUUUAUCCAACUAGCAGCUACUGGGUCGUUGACCCAAAAAAAUUUCUGUCAACUGGUGCACUGUGAUUUGUUGUCGAAUUAACAAUC
Setaria italica (foxtail millet) is the source of this 965-nucleotide messenger RNA. RefSeq names its product transcription factor RAX1. The coding region runs from base 9 to 800 and encodes 263 amino acids. The transcript has a single exon. NCBI's taxonomy places the organism in Eukaryota, Viridiplantae, Streptophyta, Magnoliopsida, Poales, Poaceae. The record is from RefSeq and is a predicted model, not a curated record.